Charadrius vociferus (killdeer) is the source of this 375-nucleotide messenger RNA. RefSeq names its product CCAAT/enhancer binding protein (C/EBP), beta (gene CEBPB). The annotation marks the transcript as partial. Gene Ontology annotation, molecular function: DNA-binding transcription factor activity, RNA polymerase II-specific; RNA polymerase II cis-regulatory region sequence-specific DNA binding. Gene Ontology annotation, biological process: regulation of transcription by RNA polymerase II; DNA-templated transcription; regulation of cell differentiation. The record is from RefSeq and is a predicted model, not a curated record. The transcript has 2 exons. Lineage: Eukaryota; Metazoa; Chordata; Aves; Charadriiformes; Charadriidae.
GGUUACCAGGCGGUGCCGAGCGGCAGCAGCGGGAACCUGUCCACCUCGUCCUCCUCUAGCCCCCCCGGCACCCCCAACCCCUCCGAGUCCUCCAAGUCCGCGGCCGGCGGCGGGGGCUACUCCGCCGCCCCGGCGGGCAAGAACAAGCCCAAGAAGUGCGUGGACAAGCACAGCGACGAGUACAAGCUCCGCCGGGAGAGGAACAACAUCGCGGUGCGCAAGAGCCGCGACAAAGCGAAAAUGCGCAACCUGGAGACGCAGCACAAAGUCUUGGAACUCACGGCCGAGAACGAGCGGCUGCAGAAGAAGGUGGAACAGCUCUCCCGGGAGCUAAACACGAUAGAAAAUCUGUAUGUCCAGAAGGAUGGUGAAUGA